UUACAGGAGUAAGAACGAAUGUUUUUUUUUAAAGACGCGGUGUAAUUGGCUUAACAGAGCACGUUAAGUUUUGUCCAAGAAGAAAAAAACAAUUUGCACAGAAUUGAGUAAAUAAAAAAUAAUAUAUAGACAUAUAUGUAAUUGUUUAUUCUUUCUCUAUGAGAUUUUUGCACAAGUUGUAUUGUGCAGCGGUAGAUAUAGCAUUUAACAGAUCGCCAAUUAAAAUGGCAAGUCAGAAGAAAACACCGUUGAGUUUCGAAAUAUUGGCCGAAUGUCAAACUACAAAAGCGAGAACUGGCAGAAUGACGCUCGUUCAUCACCACGUGGACACGCCGGUGUUCAUGCCAGUAGGAACUCAGGGAACUUUGAAAGGGUUGUUACCCCAGCAAUUGGAGCAACUGGACUGCCAGAUCAUUCUUGGCAAUACCUAUCAUCUUGGAAACAGACCUGGCGCGGAUAUUCUACGCAAAGCUGGGGGUUUGCACAAAUUCAUGAACUGGAAGAGAGCCCUGCUAACAGACUCCGGUGGUUUUCAAAUGGUUUCGUUGUUGGAAUUAGCUGAAAUAACGGAAGAAGGUGUCAAAUUCAAAUCGCCAUACAACGAAUCCGAGUGUAUGUUAACGCCUGAACAUUCUAUUCAAAUUCAAAAUGCGAUUGGCGCUGACAUAAUAAUGCAACUCGACGAUGUAGUCAAAAGCACCUUGACCGGGCCAAGAGUUGAAGAGGCGAUGCAUAGAACAAUACGCUGGAUGGACCGUUGUUUGUCGGCACACGAAAGACCUAGCGAACAAAGUAUAUUUCCAAUUGUGCAGGGUGGUCUGAAUCCCGAAUUACGAGCCGAGUGCGCGCGCCAACUGACUAAGCGAGAAGUGAACGGAUUUGCUGUGGGAGGUCUGAGUGGCGGUGAGAGUAAAGACGAGUUUUGGAGAAUGGUCCAUUUGUCGACUGACAUCCUUCCGAAGAAUAAACCGCGAUAUCUCAUGGGUGUUGGAUUCGCGGUGGAUCUAAUUGUAUGCUGCGCGUUAGGAAUCGAUAUGUUCGAUUGUGUGUUUCCGACCAGAACAGCCAGAUUUGGCUGCGGACUGGUGAAAACGGGACAGCUUAACUUGAAGCAGGCGCAAUAUAAGAAGGACUUGAGACCAAUAGACGAAACAUGCGACUGCAUGACCUGUAAGACCUACACGCGCGCUUAUCUGCAUCACAUCGCUACUGUGGAAACGAUAUCGUGUCAUCUCUUAACUGUUCAUAAUAUCGCGUUUCAAAUGAGGCUCAUGCGAGAUAUUAGAAACAGUAUAAAAGAGCAAAGGUUUUCUAAAUUUGUACAGAACUACAUGCUAACAGUUUAUCCUGACAAAGACUAUCCAACGUGGAUAAUCAACGCUUUGAAAGCGGUCAAUAUUAGCUUAUUGUAAAACCGACGUUUCGAAAGCACAAUUUUUUGUGAAAAUUUGUUUGGUAUUUUGUAAAGAUUUCUCUUUAUAAAUUUUAUUUUUAUUGCGUACUGCACAUCAAUACGUGUGAUAUAAUAAGUAUUUAUGCGAUCUUAUGU
Molecule: messenger RNA, 1549 nt
Organism: Pseudomyrmex gracilis
Lineage: Eukaryota; Metazoa; Arthropoda; Insecta; Hymenoptera; Formicidae
Gene: Tgt
Product: queuine tRNA-ribosyltransferase catalytic subunit
Exons: 7
Coding region: 159-1412 (417 amino acids)
Cellular component (GO): cytosol
Molecular function (GO): tRNA-guanosine(34) queuine transglycosylase activity
Source: RefSeq, a predicted model, not a curated record